This is a messenger RNA of Rhipicephalus sanguineus (brown dog tick), 2418 nucleotides long. RefSeq names its product chymotrypsin inhibitor-like. Lineage: Eukaryota; Metazoa; Arthropoda; Arachnida; Ixodida; Ixodidae. The transcript has 2 exons. Bases 50 to 358 code for a protein of 102 amino acids. The record is from RefSeq and is a predicted model, not a curated record.
UUUCGCUCACCGCAGCAGUUUCAUUGAGAGUUAAGCUCGCAUUUGACGAAUGUUGAAUACCCGCGAAUAUCUGACGACCAUGGGACUCAAGACGCUAGCAGUUCAUCUGAUUUUCCUCGUCAUUGCGGCUGUGAUCGUGGCCGAGGCCAAAAAAGACUUGGACCUUGCCCGACCUAAGAAGUGUGGACGCAAUGAGGAGUGGAAGGAAUGCCAGAGCAGUACCUGCGCCGAGACGACUUGCCAGAGGCCCACCACCGGACCAGCCUGCACCUACGACUGCAUCUCGUCGUGCUUCUGUCGUCAGGGCUUCUUCAGGAAUAGCCAGGGCGUCUGCGUAACCAGGAACCAGUGCCCAUAAGCUUCCGGAAGCCAGGGACUUCAGAGAACGAACACAUGCCUCCUCCUCUAAACGUUGACCCUGGGAUGAACACUGGUGUGCUUAAAUAGUGUUUAUUCUGAAGGUUCACCUACAUUUUCCUGGAACUCCUCGUGCUUGUUCUAUACGGCUUAUGACCCAAAAGAGGCGAGUUUGAUCCCCGCCACGGCGUUCGCAUUUCGAUGGAGCCGGGAUGCUAGAGACACGUGCUCUGUGCAAUGUCAGUGCACGUUAGAGAACCAUAGGUGGCCUACAGUACACGGGGCCGUCCACUGCGGCCUCUAUGUCGCUUCAAGACGUUAAGCCCCAUAAAGCAACCAGCCAUCAUACUUGUGCUGUAGUGUACAUCGGCUUCGAUUCUGUUCGAGAGCUAUUGGUUCGGGACAUAUUCAUUAAAAUAUUCACAUCAAUAAUGAAAUAAAGACCUACUGUUUCGUAAAACUGUGGUUUACUUUGAUUAGCUUCAAAAGCCUUUGCCAAAAUUCCAGUCACAAUAGUCGAAACUCAUUCAGAAAACGCAGAUUGCAAGACAGACACGGCCGACUUCCUUGGUUCCGGCCUCCUUCUACGCUGCAAUUAACAAAAGCGUUGUGCCAGCAUGCCCGAGCAGCUACGAUAUUGAAUUCGACUGCCUUGGCCGUGAUGUCCUAAAAACGGAUGAAAGGCAAUCGCGGUGUUUGUUCAAAUUACCGAGAAAUGACCUGGAAAUUCGGGGUGGAGCGCAAGCAUAGCCGCUCUAUCACGAUGUGACAUCUGCGUCUCUCUGCAAAAACAACAAUAUUUAAACUGACGGACUUGUUUGAGCUCAUGGUUAUGCCAUGCAGACUGAACAGAAACAAUCAUCAUCAUGAUCGGCCGCUACCUUCCAGCGCGUUGCUCGGCCGGCGCGCCCUCUUCGUCCCUAUCUUCAACUUCUUAAGACCGUGCUAAUUAGGAUUAUUUGUAAAUGAGGACCUCGCUAAGUAAGGUCAUACAACUCAACACCACUCUAAUUAGGACGCGCUAUUUAAGACAUUGUUAAUUAAUGUAUUGCUAAUUAGGAACUAUAUAAUUAAAGUCAUAACAACUAGGUCCUUGCUAAUAAAGGACAUGCUCAUUAAGACCGAGCUAAUUAGGUACAUACUAAGUAAUCGUUCACCCGGCGUAGCCACCACGACACUUCGCCAAGCAAUAUACCUCUAGUUCUAAGCUUCCCAUAGCCAAGCCUUGCAGUGCCUAGUCAAACCUAGCUGUCACCUAAUUCGAGGUUUUAGAUGGCGACAGAAGCUAGGUCGACCACAAGCUGCGCUGUUAGUCCAGCCUUGCACCACUAGUGCAAGUUGGUCACAUUUUUUUUUCUCUUAUGAAUACGGGGAAACGCUCCCUUUGCCUGCGUGUCGUGAUGAACAGUUGAAAGACGAACUAGUUGGGCCUUAUUCAAAUGGGUUCGUUCUUUCUUGUUCUUAAUAGUGCGCACAAUGUGAGCAUUAUUUCAGCUUGCCAGCUUAUUCUGAGGUCCAGACAAUCUUUGGCAACCACAUAAUUAGCGGUCAAAGGUUAGACUUCUGAGCUGUCACUCACAAAAUCUGUUCUAUUUUGCAAUCUGUUGUUCGGCGUUUAUUUGUGCCAUGAGGUGCUGUAUUUGGGUUUCCGGAAGAUAUAACGAGGCGGAGACAAAUUUCUUGAUUCUUUUCUCGUAGGCUGUUUUAUUGACGCAAACACUAUAUUAUUUUCCACAUCAACAUUCACACUACCUGUUUUGUGUUGUAUUUUCCGUCACAUGACUCGCCAUGCUGCCUUAUUAAAUCCUGUGUUGUUGUAUUUACCUGAAUACAUGCCUCGUAUUAAUAAACGUAUUCUUGUAGGUGUAUAUGCGGAUCCUUACACAUGGUAUGUGUCAUUGCUGGCGAUUUGCAUUAGUCUCAUAUGUACACUAACAACCAUAAAGUAAAAUAACAAUAAAAUUCAUUUGUUGCAAGAAACGUAAUGUGUAAUGUUCAUUUGCUCGGCGUUGCCAUAGAAUUGUCUGUCUGACUGUAAUGAAAUAAAAUUAAAUCGAUGAA